Anarrhichthys ocellatus (wolf-eel) is the source of this 4200-nucleotide messenger RNA. RefSeq names its product low-density lipoprotein receptor-related protein 12-like. Bases 1110 to 3701 code for a protein of 863 amino acids. The record is from RefSeq and is a predicted model, not a curated record. The transcript has 11 exons. NCBI's taxonomy places the organism in Eukaryota, Metazoa, Chordata, Actinopteri, Perciformes, Anarhichadidae. Gene Ontology annotation, cellular component: plasma membrane. Gene Ontology annotation, molecular function: protein binding.
AUGUCCUUCAUGUUUUCUGACCUUUUCUCUCAGAUCAGUUUUAUUAAAUCUACAGGAUGAAAAGAGACUUCAGCUAACUAGCAAAGUUAACAAGCUAGGGUAACUGGUUAACUAGCGAAGUGACCUAGUUAGCUAAGUUAUCAGCAUGAAAGAGAUAACCAAGAUAAUAGAUAUACUAUAACCUCUAUUUGUGUUUAGUACUUGUGAAGCUGUUUUCUGAAUGGAGCUCUGAUCGAUCAGUGCUAAGCUAACAUUGUAGCAGCUCCAUCAACACUCAAUAUAACGUUAUAUAGACGUAAAUACAGCAUCAUUAUUAUUUAUACCAUCUGGUUGAUACACAGUUUGAUCUCUACUAAUAUGAGGUAUCGUAGAGAUCUGAACACAGGCGGAUACAGUAUGAAGUCAGUGAUGACAGGAGGAGCAUCUCAACACUGAUAGGCUAUCAGGAGGAGCAAAAUAACACCCAUACAAUAACACAACACACACACAAUAACACAUACAACACAUUCAUGACGUCACACAAACUCAAACACACAGAUGGAUUCAUGACGUCACUCUGGUCGCUGCUGCGGACUUGUUGUUCUAAUGCUAAGCUAACAGCUAUCGCUGAAGAGGUCGCGCUGCUAAACUCUCUCCCGGUACCGUUCAUUAGCUCGGGUUAGCUCACAUUAACCCGGGUUAGCUCACAUUAACCCGGGUUAGUGGAGGAGGACGGGUUAGCUAGCCGCUUAGCUUCGUUAGCAUGUUCUAUAUAAUCGACCAGUGUUGUUAAUGUUAGCUCGUUAGCCUGAGAGCUAACGUUAGCUGUGGUUCUGUUGUAGGAUAUCUUAAGACAUUAUAUCUAAUAAUGUAAUAUAAUAUCCAGAGUUAUUAUUCCCGUCAUGUCUCAGAACACGGAGCUAUGUUCCUCUGAGCUAACGCUAGCUGUUAGCCGGAGCUAACGGGAGUCUUUGUUCGGAGCCGGGUUGUGAUGUUAGCGUAGUUAGCCGGUAGAUUAGAGCAGACACAGAACAGUUAGCUGAUGCUAAGCUAACAAAGGACGUUCAUCGUGUUUUCCGAGCUUUGAGGCUGACAUGACGUCAGUGACCUUCAUCAUCUAAAGGGUUAUUAUGGCCCUCUGCCGAAGCUGCAGGCUCAGCCCUUCGGUGGUCUACUUGCUGGUCCUAUCAGGAUGCAUUGCUGCGUCUCAGAGGAAUGACAACGUCUAUGUGUCAGGGAUUUCUAACGCCUGUGGUGACGUGGCGGAGCUCCUGCGGGCGUCCAGCGGCGUCAUCACCAGCCCCGGUUGGCCCUUUCAGUAUCCGGCCAGACUGAACUGCAGCUGGAACAUCAGAGCGCGACCUGGAGACACCGUCACCAUCAGUUUUCAGGACUUUGACCUCCAGGGUUCCCAUCGUUGCUCGGCGGACUGGAUGUCCAUCAGCAGCUACAGGAGCCUGGAUGGGCUCCGGGUUUGUGGUUCCUCCUUGCCGCCACCUUAUAUCUCCUCCCAGGACCACGUCUGGAUCCACUUCCACUCUGACGACGGUCUGACAGGAAAAGGCUUCCGACUGUCCUACAUCACUGGUAAACCAGAGGCCUCCAGCUGUGACGUGGACCAGUUCCACUGCUCUAAUGGGAAGUGCGUCCCAGACUGGUGGCGCUGUAACUCCAUGGACGAGUGUGGAGACAAUUCGGACGAGGAUCUGUGCGUGGAGUCUCCAUUCUCUUUCCAGCCCUGCAGUCUGAAUCAGUUCCCCUGUCUGUCCCGGUACACCCGGAUCUACACCUGUCUGCCCCACAGCCUGAGGUGUGACGGCAGCAUCGACUGCCAGGACCUUGGGGAUGAGAUCGACUGUGACGUUCCCACUUGUGGAGAAUGGUUGAGGAACUUCUACGGCUCCUUCAGCUCUCCAAACUACCCCGACUUUUACCCUCCAGGAAGCAACUGCACCUGGCUGAUCGACACGGGAGACCACAGGAAGGUCGUCCUGAGGUUUACCGACUUUAAACUUGAUGGGACGGGAUACGGCGACUACGUGAAGGUCUAUGACGGCUUGGAGGAGAACCCUCGCCGUCUCCUCAGGGUUCUCACCGCCUUCGACUCCAGAGCGCCCGUCGCUGUGGUUUCAUCGUCGGGUCAACUCCGCAUUCACUUCUACGCCGACAAGAUCAAUGCUGCCCGAGGGUUCAACGUCACCUACCAGGUGGACGGGUUCUGCCUGCCGUGGGAGGUUCCGUGUGGGGGUAACUGGGGCUGCUACACCGAGCAGCAGCGCUGUGACGGGUACUGGCAUUGUCCCAACGGUCGUGAUGAGCUCAACUGUUCUUCAUGUCAGGAGGAUGAGUUCCCCUGUUCCAGAAACGGAGCCUGUUACCCUAGAUCGGACCGCUGCAACUAUCAGAACCGCUGCCCCAACGGUUCUGACGAGAAGAACUGCUUCUUCUGCCAGCCCGGAAACUUCCACUGCAAGAACAACCGCUGUGUGUUUGAGUCGUGGGUCUGUGACGCUCAGGACGACUGUGGUGAUGGCAGCGACGAGGAGAGUUGUCCCGUCAUCGUUCCCACCAGAGUCAUCACCGCCGCUGUCAUCGGUAGCCUCAUCUGUGGACUCCUGCUGGUCAUCGCCCUCGGCUGCACCUGCAAGCUCUACUCGCUGCGCAUGUUUGAACGCAGGUCAUUCGAGACGCAGCUGUCCAGAGUGGAAGCGGAGCUGCUUCGGAGAGAAGCCCCGCCCUCUUAUGGUCAGCUGAUCGCCCAGGGUCUGAUCCCACCUGUGGAGGACUUCCCAGUGUGCUCUGGGAGCCAGGCGUCCGUCCUGGAGAACCUCCGUCUGGCUGUCCGCUCUCAGCUCGGCUUCACCUCCCUGAGGCUCCCUUCCUCGGGUCGUCAUACCAACCUUUGGCGCCGUCUCUUCACCUUCUCGCGGUCACGGCGGUCCGGUUCUCUGGCUCUGGUCUCUGCGGACCUGGAGGACAGCGCCGGCACCGGGAGUUCAGGUUCAGACCUGCUGUCUCCGGACUCGGAUGACACGGACACGGAGGGCGAGCGGGGGAGGGGCGCAGUGGGCGGGCCUGUGGCCCCCCUCCCCCAGAAGACCCCGCCCUCCACCGCCGUGGAGGCCGUGGUGUUCGUGACAACCUCCGUGACGCCGACGCCCACCUGUGGGCGAGGCCGUGACCGGCUCAGAGAGACUCCGCCCCCCUCCAGCCCUGUCCCCGUGGUAACUCCCGGUCCAGAUCCUGAACGUCACAGUGACACCUCAGAGCUUCAGGCUCCACCCACCUCUGCCAUGCAGCGACUGGCCCAGAACUUGCACCACCUCGCCAGGAACUUGACCAGAACCAGCCAGAACCGGCAGGACCAGAUCUGGACCAAUCACAGUCCACUUCACCAGCUGGAGACAGGAAGAGGUGGGGCCGAGAUCACGGAGCAGCGAGAAAAUGGAGAAGAAGAAGAAGACGUGGAGCUCCUGAUCCCCGUCUCCGACUCUGACUCCUCCUUGCUGGUCAGCGACAUCCGACAACCACUGCUAGAACCGUAUCCCUCCUCUACCACAGGCCACGCCCACCGCCAUCACCGUGGAAACAGUAGUCGAAGAGGGCGGGACGGCCCGUGCGAACAUUGUGGGAUGGUCCACACGGCUCAGAUACCUGACGUCUGUCUGGAGGCCACAGGGAAGACAGAGAGCAGCGACGACGAGCUGCUGCUGCUGUGCUAACAAGCUAACUGACAGACAGUUAGCUAACACGCUGUUGUGCAGGCUAACUGACAGACUGAUACUACCCUGAUACAACAUCCACAGUUAGCUAUCAUGCGGCUCUGCUAACAGGCUAACAUGCUAAGUGACAGGCUAAAGGCCUUUUCACACCGGGAACAAAAAUAAUACAACGAAUAGAAAAUGCUGAAUAUUCGCUGGCGAUUUUUUUUAAUAUUUGAAGAUUCGUGCUCCGUACAUUCCACCGAAAUUUAAAAUCUCACAUUGUCAGUGUUCAAGACUCUGACAAUGUGGUCACGUUUCCUUUGAAGCGUCUUAUUGUAUCGAGUGUAAGUUCUGAGCCUCAUUGCAUUGGUUUGCAUCAUUCAUGACUGGACUGAAUCACGUGUGUUCAUUAUUAUGGGAUGGCCAAUACAAGGCCUCAUGGUCAGUUUAUGAUACGUCUCUAUGGAUAUAAAGACAGUGAGCUCAUGUGCUUCCAUAGCUGGUAAUUAAAAAAACA